Molecule: messenger RNA, 2009 nt
Organism: Limulus polyphemus (Atlantic horseshoe crab)
Lineage: Eukaryota; Metazoa; Arthropoda; Merostomata; Xiphosura; Limulidae
Product: dopamine beta-hydroxylase-like
Exons: 12
Coding region: 68-1870 (600 amino acids)
Biological process (GO): dopamine catabolic process; norepinephrine biosynthetic process; octopamine biosynthetic process
Cellular component (GO): secretory granule membrane
Molecular function (GO): copper ion binding; dopamine beta-monooxygenase activity
Source: RefSeq, a predicted model, not a curated record
ACUGGUCAUUCACAGCGAGUUUAGUCUGUUUGGUUCAGUAAUCACAUUGAAGAAGUAUUUCCUAACCAUGUGGGAGAGAUGCCACCUAAUCUUUGGUAUUGCUUUGGCAAUAGCACAACUUUUAUUACCAGCUGCAUUAAAAGAAGAAAAGCAAGUUGACCCAACAACCGGUUCAUAUUUUGACGUUCCUUUAGAUCACAGGGAUCGCUUCCAUCUUUACUGGACGAUAAACUACGUGGACAGAGAGGUCAUUAUGGAAGUCAGAGCAUACCUAAAUACCAAUGACUGGAUCGGAGUUGGAUUUUCGGACCGAGGCAAUAUUUCCAGUGCUGAUCUUUGCAUUUUUUGGGUGGAUAGACAGGGUGAUUCGCAUUUUCAGGAUGUUUGGACAGAUGAAGCUGGUUACAUAUCAGUUGACUACCACGACGACUGUUCCCUGAUGGCACUGAGAAGAAGAGAUCACAUCACACACUUUGUCUUCAGCCGCAGAUUUGACACUUGUGAUGUCCAAGAUUACGUGAUCGAGGAUGGUACGACCCACGUGGUCUACGCAACAGGAAAAGGACCUUUGCGGAGACUGGAAGGACUUCGUCUCACGAAAGAAGAACAUGAUUUCCAAAGAGUGCAGUUGCUAAAAAUUUUAGAUCCGCCACCAGCUCUACCCGAAAGCACCAAGAUCUUUUCAGUCACGAACGACAAAGUUCAAGUGCCAGAUUUGGAGACAACCUACUGGUGUAGCUUGCACAAGCUACCAGAUGAAUUUAGUGAUAAACAUCACAUUGUUAAGUAUGAAACAGACAUCCAGCACGGCAACGAGCCAGUGGUUCACCACAUGGAGGUAUUUCACUGCGAAGUUCCUGACGACUUGGAACUACCUUACUGGAAUGGUCCAUGUUUUGAUAAGUCUAAGCCCACUAUACUGGAAACCUGUAAGCGAGUUCUUGCUGCGUGGGCUAUGGGAGCACCGCCAUUUUACUACCCAGAGGAAGCAGGACUUCCCAUUGGAGGAAAUAACUUUUCUCAUUACGUCAUGUUGGAGGUCCAUUACAACAAUCCAGAACAACGAGAUGACUGGGUAGACAGCUCUGGUAUGCGUCUCUUCUAUACAAACGACUUACGCCCUUACGAUGCCGGAAUAAUAGAAGUAGGCCUAGAAUACACCGACAAAAUGGCGAUUCCUCCAAGGCAACAAAUUUUCGAGUUAAACGGCUACUGUGUAGCAGAAUGCACAAGAGCGGGUCUUCCUCCAGAGGGAAUCACAAUCUUUGCCUCUCAGCUUCACACUCACCUAACGGGCACAAGAGUAUUGACUAAACACUCGCGAGGAGGAGUCGAACUUCCAGAAUUGAAUCGGGAUAAUCAUUAUAGCACCCACUUCCAAGAAAUUCGUUUUCUGAAGCAAAGAGUACAACUUUUCCCGGGUGAUGCUUUGAUAACAACUUGCCGUUACAACACUACUGAUCGUGAAAAUAUAACACUGGGAGGGUUUGCCAUCAGUGACGAAAUGUGUGUCAACUAUAUGCACUACUUUCCUAAGACUAACUUGGAGGUGUGUAAGAGUUCAAUUGACACUCAAGCCUUACAGGCAUUCUUCGGUUACAUGAACGAGUACCACGACGAAGCCACAGCUCUUGACAGCAGCGUGCAUGAAAACUAUCAUGCUAUUCAUUGGAGUCAACACAACGCCAACUUCCUCAACAAGCUCUACCAAAGUGCUCCUAUAUCUAUGCAGUGUAAUCAAUCGUCCGGUGAUAGAUUUCCUGGCUACUGGAAUGGUGUCCCAAUAACCGAAAUUCUGUAUCCUCUUCCUCCAACUCCCAGAUCUUGUGGCGAUAAGGACGGCAAAGAAGGCAUUCUCUCUGAAGUUUAAUGCGUUUAAAGUUUCGUUUCCCCAACAAUGACAACAUUAACACUUGAACAUGAAGAUUCUCUGUAAAAAAAUAAAGUUAAACCUUUUAUCAUGUAAUGAAGAAUGAUAAUAAAUCAAGUUUCAAUGUGAAUAUGACGAA